Schizophyllum commune H4-8 is the source of this 2519-nucleotide messenger RNA. RefSeq lists its product as uncharacterized. NCBI's taxonomy places the organism in Eukaryota, Fungi, Basidiomycota, Agaricomycetes, Agaricales, Schizophyllaceae. The transcript has 3 exons. The record is from RefSeq and is a predicted model, not a curated record. The coding region runs from base 194 to 1600 and encodes 468 amino acids.
GCCUCCUCCCGCUGUCGCGCAGGACUGCCUCUCUGUCAACUUGGGAGGGCUAGGCGCCAGGCACGACCCCCUCAUAAUUGCUGGCGAAAGUCGGGGCCACGCGGCGGGAACAUCAGGACGCGGCCAUCACGGCGCGUAUCAGCGUCUGCUGUGUUAGACGCCCGCCGCGGGCACGUUGCCCUCUCCCUUCAUCAUGUCUGUUAUGCAGGGCGUCGCAGGCUCGUCGGUGCACGCGGCAGAGCCGCCCCCGACACCCCAGCACCAGCCGCCGACGCCGAUGCCCUCCCCGCCCGUGUCGCGCUCCUCCUCGCCCGCCCCUGGUCCGACGUCAGCGUACAAGAUAGCACCCCUGCCCUCCCCCACACCCUCCCCAUAUCCGUCCCGCCCGCCGACGCCGACGCACAGCGCGCGCGCGCCGAACGCGGUCCUGAACUUCCGCCCCGCGACGCGCGACGUGCUGCGCGCGAUCGUCCCGCACGUCUUCCUGGAGAGCGCGCCGGGGAUGCAGAACAUCCUCGCGCGGCAGGCGGGGCUCCCGCCGAGGGCGUACCCUCGCUAUGGUCGGCGGCGCGGGUGGCCGCGGCGCAAUCCGACAAGAGCGCUCACUGCGCGGUGCGAUGGCCUGCGCGCACGCGAUGCCAUGCACGCAAGAGGGCUCCGAUACGACCCGAGGCGACCGCUACGGGGCAGCCCUCUGAGGGCGUGCACACACUUCGUCAUCUGGGAGGACUUCGAUGAACCUGCACCCCAGCCCGACGCUCUCAAGACCGAGAAGACGGAGAAGAGGCGAUCCUGGAAGGUGUUCUACAGCCUGAGAAACAUCCGAGAAAGCCUAGGACAGCUCGCAAGUCAGCGCUCGAAGGCUACCUUACGGCCAGGACUGCCGAAGUCGCAGACGGAGCCGGCGUUGUCUUUGUCGAAGCCGGCGUUGUCAUCGUCGAAGCUUGCGUUAUCUUCGUCGGAAUCGCGCACACCGCGCCCCGAGUCCCGUACGUCGCUCCCGGAGUCGACGCCCCGUCCUCCGCCCGUGCCGUCCUUGCCCGCGACGUCGACCGCAGCAUCAACGAGCCCGCCAUCGGCGUCUGCGUCUGCGUCAACUCCACCAUCAGCGUCGACUAUACUGUCAGCGUCGACCCCACCAUCUUCGUACAAGCCUGCAAGAGAUUCGUCCACACCUGCCAGAGAUGCGCCUAAGCCAACAAGAGAUGCUCCCAACCCUUCAAGAGACGCGCCUAAGCCCUCAAGGGAUGCCUCUAAGCUCUCAAGCGAUGCGCCUACGCCCUCAAGACAUGCACCACCCCGACCCUCGCGCAAAUCAAUGCCUGAGGGGACGCCUCGUCCGGCGCGCGAGGAGGCUCCGCGCCCGACGCGAGCGUCGUUUCCGGAGACGACGCGGAAUACGCUGGCGCGGACGGGUUCGACAUUGUCGCGUACUGGUUCCACGAUAUCGCGCACCACGUCGACGAUAUCACGCACCACAUCGACGAUUUCUCGGACGAGCUCGCGCUUCUCCCUCCGCGGCUCAUUCCGCAGAGCGCGCACGCAGUCCUGCGAGCCUCCGCCUGUGCCGCCGCUGCCCGUGCAGGCGAUUGCAGUGUGAGCUUUACGCCUGCCUGUUCGUCGAUUUCAUCUUUGUCGGGGUUCUCAGUUUCCUACCUGAACUCCAUCCUCGCUGGGGUGCCGUCCUCAUCUACAGACGCCAAGGUCUUUAUUGGCAGCCGCCGACGUCCUCAUCGGCAGACAUCGUCGCCCUCUCUGGCGUACCACCGUUCACCGGAAAUCCAUCCAUCCUCUAUCUUCGGAUCCCACACUCCACCACCCACAUUCCACUCUUCUCUCGGACCCCAUCGCUCCCAUACAUGCAUCGCUCCCGCCCAUCUACACACAUCACGAACGUUACGCCGCCGUCAUGUCAACGAUACCGCUGGAUUGGACCCUUGUACUAUAGUCGUUCGCAAUGCCUGCUGCUUGCUUCCAGUUCUUGCACUGCUUACUGCCAGCCAUCGCGCUGCUUACUUGCAGUCAUUUCACUGCCUACUCGUAGCCAUCGCGCUGCUUACUCCCCUUUUACUUCGCAGCGCCCACUCUCAAUCCUCGCAGAUCUACUUCCAGCCAUCUCGUCUCUACAGUCUACUACCAGUCUACUUACAGCUCGCUCCAACCUAUCGUUACAGCAUCCUAUCGCUAUCGUCCACACCUAUACCUCCUAACUCACAUCACUAUUUAAUUCCCCGCACACGUCCCAUUUUUCCAUGUCCCAGCGUUACUCUGUCGUGUCGCCAUCCGACUUGCGUGGCCUUCCUUCUGAUGGCUUCACGUCGCUGCGGGUGUCUGCGUCUUCAUCGCCCCCGUACAUCCCUACGCAGUCAUUGUCAUUCCUCAUGUACUGACCUUUUUGCAUACUCAUCUUGUUCUCAUUCAUGAUCAUUAGACUUGUGCCCUUUCGCACCAAUCUGUACUUGUCAUUUGGCCCUCGUGUCAGCGCACAUAUUGCUCGUGUCCAGCGGUCUGAAAGCCGU